AUGUCAUCUCUCCCUACCAAAUCCCGCCAAUGGGUCCUCGCUAACCACCCUGAAGGCCUACCGACCUAUGGACAGUCAGACAGUGCCUUCAACCUGAAGACCGUAGACCUGCCCAGCCUACAAGAUGGUCAAAUCCUAGUCCAGACUUUAUAUCUAUCCAACGAUCCAGCUCAGCGCGGCUGGAUCAGCCCACCAUCACAAAUCGAUCCAAAACGUCUCUACGUCCCACCCGUGAAGCUCGGCGACCCUAUGCGAGCCAGAGGUCUAGCAAAGGUCCUCGCAUCAAAAGCUAACGAUUACGCCGAAGGCGACAUAAUCCAAGGCACAGUCAACUGGGUCGAGUACGCCGUCGUCGACGUCAAAGACCCCAUGGUAGGUGUACGGAAAAUCCAGGAUCUUCCUGGCGGACUGAGCAUCACGCACUACCUCGGCGCCCUGGGAUCAACAGGCCUCACAGCAUACUACGGCUUCGUCGAGGUCGUGGGCGCCAAGAAAGGCGAACGAGUCGUUGUCAGUGGUGCCGCUGGCGCCACAGGCAGCAUGGUCGUACAAAUUGCCAAACACAUCGUUGGCGCCAGCUAUGUCGUCGGCAUCGCUGGCUCAGACGAAAAAUGUCGCUGGGUCGAGAGUCUCGGCGCCGAUAAAUGCUUAAACUACAAGAGCAAGGACUUUGAGCAGGAGCUCAAGGAGGCGUGCGGUGAAGGCGUCGACGUCUAUUUCGAUAAUGUUGGCGGACAGAUUCUGGACUAUAUGCUCGCUAACAUGAGCCGGUAUGGACGGAUCGCGGCUUGCGGUGCGAUCACGGGGUACAACGGGGAGGCAGCGUUGCCGAUGAAGAAUUACUUCAAUGUCAUUAAUUACUUGGAUAGAGCGGUUGAGACUGUCGGCAAGCUUAUUGGAGCGUUGAAGGAGGGUAAGAUUAAGAUUGGGGAGGAGAACGAGACGGUUGUUGAUACGAAGUUUGAGGAUGUGCCGAAGACAUGGUUGAGGUUGUUUGAGGGGUCGAACCAAGGGAAGUUGGUUACGAAGUAUGUCUAG
This is a messenger RNA of Lithohypha guttulata, 1038 nucleotides long. It is a transcript of the gene QOR1, whose product is annotated as quinone oxidoreductase. Gene Ontology annotation, molecular function: oxidoreductase activity, acting on the CH-CH group of donors, NAD or NADP as acceptor. The coding region runs from base 1 to 1038 and encodes 345 amino acids. The record is from RefSeq and is a predicted model, not a curated record. Lineage: Eukaryota; Fungi; Ascomycota; Eurotiomycetes; Chaetothyriales; Trichomeriaceae. The transcript is spliced from 2 exons.